Rhineura floridana is the source of this 1134-nucleotide messenger RNA. RefSeq names its product complement C1q B chain (gene C1QB). The coding region runs from base 29 to 895 and encodes 288 amino acids. The transcript is spliced from 3 exons. The record is from RefSeq and is a predicted model, not a curated record. Lineage: Eukaryota; Metazoa; Chordata; Lepidosauria; Squamata; Rhineuridae. Gene Ontology annotation, molecular function: protein binding.
GAGGGGGCUGACAUCGCUUAGCUCAUGAAUGUGUGUGUGUGGUGUGGGGGAAGGUGUGCCUUCCUGCCUCUGCUGUGUGAUCAUCCUCAGUCGGGGCCUGAAGUGUGUCCAAUCUUACUGUCUGGAGGUUCUUCGAGAGGCUGAAAGGAUGCUGAGUCCCCAGAAGAUGGCAUGGGUGAUGCUGAUGUGCCUGCACACAGCCUGGCUAGUUGGUGCCAGCACUUGCCGGGGACCAACACUCAUCCCAGGAAUUCCUGGCAUGCCGGGGGGCCCGGGCCCCAAUGGCCAAGACGGAGGGCCAGGGAGUAAGGGUGAACGAGGUCCUCCUGGGCGAGCGGAAGGUGACAGAGAUGUCGGGGAGCCAGGCGAGCCAGGGGAACCUGGUUAUCCCGGCAAAGUUGGACCCAGAGGACCAGCAGGAUUCCAAGGCCCACUGGGCGCUCCUGGCCCUCGUGGGGCCAAGGGAGAAUCUGGCGACUACAAGAACUCGGUGAAAUCUGCCUUCUCGGCCUUCCGGAGAAUCUCCAUGAUCCCUCGGCGCGGGCAACCUAUCCGCUUUGACCGUGUCCUCACCAACAUCAACGGUCACUACGAGAGCCGCUAUGGCCGCUUUGUUUGCAACAUCACUGGGCUGUACUACUUCACCUACCAUGUUACCUCCAGAGGCAACCUUUGUGUCCAGCUCAAGAAAGGCCAAAGCAGCAGGAAUGAGAGGAUCGUGACCUUCUGUGACUAUGUCUACAACACCUUCCAAGUCACCACAGGGGGCGUGGUGCUCCGUCUACUAAAGGGUGAGUCGGUCUGGCUGGAGCCCACAGAGAAGAACUCGCUGAUCGGGGGAACAGAAGGGGCCGACAGCAUCUUCUCUGGGUUCCUGCUGUUCCCUGACAGCUAGAAGAAUCCGAGGACAUGCUUUCUGAUUGCUCUCUCUCCACCAGACUCUAUCAACUGCUGCUGGUCUGGUCUCAGAGAAAUGCUGGCACAAAGAGUCUGGGAACUGCAAUGCCCUCUCCUCUCCAACAUGGCACAGUCUCAGUGGGUGACCAUUCCCAAACGCUUUCAACAGUCACUAAUAAUAGUAAAAAAAUUAAGCAAGUCUCUGUGUUAAACAAAUAAACGAUCACUUAAGCUUUG